UGCGGAGAGCCAGUUGAGCGAGCCGUGUCACAGCUGCCAGUCCACCGCCACGGUAGUGUGUAUACACGCGGUCAGAAGUGAAACAGGGUUUUCUAGACUGUAAGUCUAUAGGCCCUGAAGAUUAAUCACUCAAGACCUCCACUGUAAUAUAGCAGUGUUGAUAAUAAUUCUGUGAUAUUAUUCUGUGAUCUUCAUGAUGGCAUCAGUAACAGAGGAGUGCCUGGUGGUGGCACCCCAGCAGCCACAGGUGCCUGAGGUCGCCGACACAGGCUCCACCGUCACCAUCAACACAGACGCUGUCGUUGCUUCUUCAGACGCCUUCGUUGUGUCCCCCGACGGUGUCAUAUUUAGCAUUAAGAAGGAGAUAGAAGUUGUUGACAGCAUCAAGCCAGGAGGGAACCGCAGUGGCCAUCUGCCGGUGCAGGUGUCCCUCCCACCGGAAUUGGUCGCCAAGCUGGGGCGGCAAGAAUCAAGUGACAGUGUGGGCAGCAUGGAGGAGGAGGGUAUUCAGGCAGACUCUGCCCCUGAUGGCCCGGACGCUGAGGGUCAGGACACUCAGGAUGGGUCUGAGCUGGAGCCUCGGUCAGAGAGGUCGUCGAGCGUUGUGUCUGACGGCAGUGAGGAGGGUGGCAGGGACUCUGGUAUCGAGGCUGAGCGAGAGCCGGACAUGGUGGUGCCCGACCAAGAUCUCAUGACCCGCAUCGUCGCACAGGUCGAGUUCUACUUCAGUGACGCCAACGUGGCCAAGGACAAGUUCCUCCUCAAGCACAUCCGUCGCAACAAGGAGGGUUAUGUGUCCCUCAAGCUGGUGUCGUCCUUCAAGAAAGUGAAGCAGCUGACCAAGGACUGGCGGGUGGUGGCCCAUUCCCUCAGCAAGUGUUCCUCCAAGAUCCAGAUCAACGACCUGGGCACCAAGAUCAGGCGUGUGGAGCCUCUGCCGGACCUAGAGGAGGUGCCCAUCACCUGCGCCGUCCUAGUGCUUAGUCUCCCCCUCGAGAAGCCCAACAUCCAGUCCGUCUCGGAGCUGUUCUCUUCAUGUGGGGAGAUCGCCUUCAUCCGGGUGGUGCGCACAGGCAGCGCCAUCCCACAGGACCUCAAGUCCCUGGCCGUCAAACACCCCGAACUCACGGACACCAACUGUGCCUGGGUCGAGUUCGAGACACCAGAAGCCGCCAAAGCCGCCACCGAGAUGUCCAACGAGGACGGCAUGAAGGUGGUGCCCAUCCUCCCCGAGGCACAGAAGAAGCAAGAGAAGACCCAGCAACAGAAGGGCUCACAGCCCAACAGUCGUAAGAACAGCGUGUCCAACAUCCAGCAGCAGAGGGGCCCAGCAAGCCGCAAGAACAGCACCGCCGGCGGCAAGGCUCGCAAGGACAGCACUAGCGGCCUCAGCAGUGAAGGGGAGUACAGUUACCCACAGCCACGCAUCCCUCGCCGCAAAUGCCUCUCUCUUCCACAGACUCAGUCUCCCAAUCUGAGGGAGCUGUCAGCGGUGGUUGAGGCCCGCAGGAAUCGCCCCAAGAGCAAGUCCUGUACAGAGUUCCAGCUGGGGUCGCCGCCGUCCUCCUCCUCGUGGGUCCAGCGACACCUCCUGGCGGCGGCAGCUGCUUCAGCUGCCUCAGCGGCCUCCCCCGUGGUGGGCUCCCGGCCCCCAUUCAACCGCCCUGCCCGGAUCUCGCAAGGAUCGCUACCCCUCCCCAACGGCGUCGUCAGAUUCCCCAAGGGUCCCGACGGUUCCAGAGGUUUUAAAUCUGAGGUUCGACGUCGCACCAGCAAUGCCGCCGAGGACAGCAACAGUUAAUGUGUUGUUCCUGGUGUGACCCUCACAGUGCACGUGUCCCGCACUUCUCACUCACUCUCCUGCGGACACGGACACUGCCAAGCCUUCGUCGUAAACAGUGCAUGCCUUCGAACUAGGGCAUAUAAUGUCUUAAUUAUCCCUCAAUUACGUGCCUAUAGUGUGAUUAAGAGGGUGUACUGGAGCACCCAGGUGUGGCUGCGGCGGAACGACCUCCUCCUCCCUCACGACCACCGCGCCAGCCGGGAGGUGCUCGGGUAGCGAGGCUUGUCUUAAUUAAUUGUGCAUAUUGUACAGCGCGGUGUUGGGACCUGGUGACGGUCAACAUUAUCUUCACUCCUACUUUAACAUUAACUUAUUUUUAUCACUCAGAUUAGUUUUGUAUAUAAAUACUUUUACUAUUUAUACGAAUCUAUGUACAUAUUGUCUUUUAUCAUUAUUUAUUUAUACUACUAUUCUUAAGACCAAAAUAGAACAAUUUUUGUAGAA
Homarus americanus (American lobster) is the source of this 2287-nucleotide messenger RNA. Its product is annotated as la-related protein 6-like. Gene Ontology annotation, cellular component: nucleus. Bases 194 to 1801 code for a protein of 535 amino acids. Gene Ontology annotation, molecular function: mRNA binding. The transcript has a single exon. Lineage: Eukaryota; Metazoa; Arthropoda; Malacostraca; Decapoda; Nephropidae. The record is from RefSeq and is a predicted model, not a curated record. Gene Ontology annotation, biological process: RNA processing.